Messenger RNA from Ramularia collo-cygni, 246 nucleotides. RefSeq names its product probable DNA-directed RNA polymerase II chain RPB10. Gene Ontology annotation, cellular component: RNA polymerase II, core complex; RNA polymerase I complex; RNA polymerase III complex. The transcript has 2 exons. The record is from RefSeq and is a predicted model, not a curated record. Gene Ontology annotation, molecular function: DNA binding; zinc ion binding; DNA-directed RNA polymerase activity. Lineage: Eukaryota; Fungi; Ascomycota; Dothideomycetes; Mycosphaerellales; Mycosphaerellaceae. The coding region runs from base 1 to 246 and encodes 81 amino acids. Gene Ontology annotation, biological process: transcription by RNA polymerase II; tRNA transcription by RNA polymerase III; transcription by RNA polymerase I.
AUGAUCAUCCCAAUCCGCUGCUUCUCUUGCGGCAAAGUGAUCGCAGAUCUAUACGAGCGUUAUGUUGAGCUUAUUGGAACGGUCAAGGAAGACGGCGACACCACAUCAGACGGAGAUGCCAUGGACCAGCUCGGUCUKAGCCGCUACUGCUGCCGUCGCAUGAUGCUCACACACGUCGAUCUGAUUGAGAAGCUGCUGAGAUACAACCCAGCCGAGCGCGACAUUAUCAAGACCAACAACCGAUGA